Molecule: messenger RNA, 4866 nt
Organism: Syngnathus acus (greater pipefish)
Lineage: Eukaryota; Metazoa; Chordata; Actinopteri; Syngnathiformes; Syngnathidae
Gene: ttll7
Product: tubulin tyrosine ligase-like family, member 7
Exons: 23
Coding region: 525-3374 (949 amino acids)
Biological process (GO): microtubule cytoskeleton organization; protein polyglutamylation
Cellular component (GO): cilium
Molecular function (GO): tubulin-glutamic acid ligase activity; tubulin binding
Source: RefSeq, a predicted model, not a curated record
GUAAUAAAAUAGCUACCGCUAGUAAAUUGCAACAAACAUUCGUGACACGAUUUUUCGAUGUUAUUUUUACACUAUUAGGCGCGUUUUGUUCUGACCGGGGAAAGCUAAAUUGCGUUUGCCAAACUUCAGCAGUUCAGGUAUCUUCACCCCCAUUCUCACCGUGAAUGGUUUUGCCCAUGGAAUCGCUCCAGCGCUCAGUGCACACAACACCGGAUUUCCAAGACACAGAUUUGUUUUUAUCUUAUCGUGUGCAUGUCAACUUAUAUUUAGUGUUUUUCUGCACAACACAAACACUGAUGCGCACUUGUAAAUGCUCUCGGUACUGGGCGGUUUGUCUGCACAUUCGCUGGGACGCAACCAAGCUAAGGAGCUGCGCUACCAGUGAGUGGAAUUAAUAAGCCCAAGACCGUGACAACUAUUUGGUGUGAGAGUGUCCUCGGAGGGUACCGUGAGUACCCUGCGGGGCCCGCCUGCCUCGUCUGGCAGAAAGCUUGGCAUCUCUCCUCACACCUCCAGCAUCGGAGAUGCCCUCGCCUCCCAAUGACGGAGAGGAUCGAGGCGCAUCCCCCGUGAACUUGCCAUCUGUGGGCUCCUACCAUGGCCAUGGCAAGAGGAAGGUGCACACCAAAAAGAAGAAGGGUAUCAUCAGUGCCAAUGUUGCUGGCACCAAAUAUGAGAUUGUUCGCAUAGUCAUCAAUGAGAUGGACUUUCUGAAAGCACGAGACGAAGACGAGACUGCCAAUCUCAUCUGGAACGACUCGGCUGUACAGCAUGAGAAAAUUGCGGAGCUCAGGAAUUAUCAGAGAAUUAACCAUUUUCCGGGUAUGGGUGAAAUUUGCCGCAAAGACUGCUUAGCAAGAAACAUGUCAAAAAUGAUCAAGUGCCAAUCCCACGAGUACGGCUUUGUACCCAAAACAUGGAUCUUCCCCGCCGAGUACACGCAGUUCCAAAAUUACGUCAAGGAGCUGCGGCGGAAACGUAAGCAGAAGACUUUUAUCGUCAAACCAGCCAAUGGAGCCAUGGGUCACGGGAUCUCACUUAUCCGUAACUGUGAGAAGCUGCCUGCCCAGGAGCACUUUAUUGUUCAGGAGUACUUGGACAAACCUUUCCUAAUGGAGGGCUACAAGUUUGAUCUGCGCAUCUACAUCCUUGUCACUUCCUGUGACCCGCUUCGCAUUUUCCUCUACAAUGACGGCCUGGUGCGCAUGGGCACAGAGAAGUACCACGCACCCAGUGAGGCCAACCUGAGCCAGCUCUACAUGCAUCUUACAAACUACUCAGUCAACAAACACAACGAGAACUUUGAGCGGGAUGAGACGGUGGACAAAGGCAGCAAAAGAUCCAUCAGCUGGUUCACCGAGUUCCUGCGCAGCAAUGAUUACGACGUGGCCAAAUUCUGGGGUGACGUCUCUGAAUUGGUGGUAAAGACAUUAAUAGUGGCAGAGCCCCACGUGCUGCACGCAUAUCGCAUGUGCAGGCCCGGCCAACCACCAGGGAGCGACAGUGUCUGCUUUGAGGUGCUGGGCUUUGACAUAAUCCUGGACCGCAAGCUCAAACCUUGGCUCCUGGAGAUCAAUCGAGCCCCAAGCUUUGGGACGGAUCAGAAGAUUGAUUUUGAUGUCAAGAGAGGGGUUUUGCUCAACGCUCUGAAACUACUCAACAUAAGAGCCAGCGAUAAGAAACGCAACCUGGCACAGCAAAAAGCCGAGGCUCAGAGGCGACUCUAUGGGCACGGUUCCGUAAAGAAACUCUCGGCUGCCUCAUCAGACUGGGAGCGACAGCGUCACACCCUGGAGCGAAGGCGAGAAGAGCUUAAAGAACGACUGGCGCAGGUCCGCAAGCAGAUCUACAGGGAGGCGCACGAAAAACAACAUCUGGGCAACUACAGACGUAUUUACCCCCCAGAUGACAAGCUGCUGUUGGAGAAGUAUGAAAGCCUGCUCUCUUCCGCCUUUCAGACCUUCCUCGCUGGGCGAGCUGCCUCGCUUCAGAAGGAAAUGAAUAAUCCUCUGAAACAAAUGAAGGAAGAGGACAUCUUGGAUCUGCUGGAGCAAUGCGAACUGGAUGACGAGAAGCUGAUGGGCAAAUCCUCAAGGCAACGUGGCCCUAAGCCCUUGACCACCAUGCCAGAGUGCAGCCAGACAUCACGCCGUCAACGGCCAGACUAUCUGGCUGACUUCACCAGUGGUAGCAGCGCUGAGAACUCUUGCUCAUCCUCAGACGAAGAGGAGGAAGAGAGGAGAAAAGCAGACGGGGGAAGUAGAAGUGGAGAAAAGAGGGAGAAAAAAGUCUCUUACGACCUCGGGAGCAAGGAGAAGAACUUGGCUGAACGCUCAGGUCGGAUGCAUUGGAAACCAACGGUCAAGCCUAUCAAAACCAAUCUGGCACCUUCAGUUUCUCCGACUCACUCCAGCCCAAUCAGACGCUCCAUCUCCUGCCCUCGAUCCAUCGCUUCCCUAUCGUCGCCCAAUGAACUGCGGGUUCUGUCUACUCGGGUCUCCCCUAACGUCCCUGUCAUCACGACCCUCGUUCGGCCGAGUUCCGCCACACUACGCUCGCAUUCGCUAAGCCGCAGUGGUUCUGCCCAUCGUGUGCCUCACAGUAACAGCCUGGGCACUAUCCACUCCCACAUUGGUGAUCCACUAAUUAACCUAAGGAAUAAAGAACAAGAGGCGGAGCUUAUACGGCAAACACUGACUGCGCUCACUGCAAUGAGGAUCCGAUUUCCUGGAAAAACAGAAGAGGAGGCAGAGGCCGUGCUGGAUGAGAUCCUUGACAACUGGAAAUACCAUAAACCAAAGGUAGCCUCCUACUGGCUUGUAAAAUUGGAUUCCACAAAGCAACGGAAGGUUUUGGACAUUGUGAGGACCAAUGUGCGCUCAGCACUACAGCGGAUCUGGAAAGAGCCAGAUUUGGAAAGCCUUCACUUGUACCGCCUCUUUAAUCGUGUCUUCAAUCGACUACUCUGGAGUCAUGGCCAAGGGCUCUGGAACUGCUUCUCCAAUUCUGGUUCAUCAUGGGAGAGCAUCUUCAGUAAGAGCAGUGAGGUGGUUUCGCCUCAGGAGCUUCAAUGCUGCCGCAGGCUGGUGCAGCUGUGCCGAGACUGUUUAUUAGUCGUCUACAAGUUUGUCUCGGAGUCCCGGGGCUCUUUGACCGGGCUCAGUCCAGAAUGGGACGACACCAGCUUUCCAUUUGCUGCCGGACCAGUCUCUACCCAUGGCUCCACCUCUGCUGCUGUCACUGCUGCUUCUUCUUCCUCCUCUUCCUCCGUCUCUUCGUCCCCCAAUGCAGGUACUGGAACGCUGUUAGCAGGAGCUGCCUCACUGCUCUGUCUCGGUGGAAGGUGUCAUAAAAAAGUCUUAGAAAGGUUCUGACGUCUGUGCCGCGGAAUGAUAGGUAUCUCCUGCCAGUGACCUCCCAGUUCAUCAUGAAGUGGCCUUUGUCCAGCUUUGGCCGCUUCUCCUCAGUCGCGCCACGCUCACGCAGCCUUUACGCCGCCAGGAUGGGACACUUCUGAGGUCACCAUGGCAAUGCCGGUUUCGGAGACUUUCACCUUUUGACCUCAGUCUGCCUCCUAUGACUUUCUUACAGCCAAACUCCCAAUAAGGCUCAUGACUCUUAAUAGCUCUGGACACCUGAUGGAGACCCACCGUGGCCUAUUGCCCCGGGUCCGACCAACAAGGGAAUUGGGACGGCCAUCGCGUUGAUUAAUUUUGACGCUGCCAUCAGAACCUCUUCAACUUUGCCUUCACCCCCCAUAACAGAAGACAGUGGACUCGUCCAGCCGCUCACAUUGUAAUUGCUCUAUUCUAACUCAUUGUCCAGCUAAAACUCACGGUACUGUAAAACAAAACAAAAAUACCAAUGGAAGGAUUUUAUUUAUUUAUUUAUCUAUUUAUUUAUUUUGUCAGAUAUUCCAUGAAUACAACGAAUGUUGACGCAGAAUGCAGCUGUGGAAUGAUAACUACAAAGCUUAUUUUUGUUGGCUGUUUUAAAUGCUUUCUUUCUGUAUUUUAAAGAUAAGUAACUUAUUUUAUAAUUGCAGUCAGAGUAUUUAUGUUUAUAAUAAUUUAUUACCUAGUUUACACAAGUGGCCCCUCCAUUCAACAAAAUAUGUUUUAUGGAAUAUUAAGUGCAGACUUUUUAAACAAGGUUUAGAACGUAAGUGAAUUGCCACGAAGAGAACAUGGCGAGCCAAACAUCUUGUAGAACACUUAGUUCCAAAUAUUGCACGUUAAAGAGAACUUUGCGAACCGGUGCACAUCGCAAAAGUGUUUGCAUGCUUGUUUUUUUUUUUUUUUUUUUGCCAGCGAGUCCGAGGAAGUGAAUUGAAACACUUGAAGUUGUGUUUGGUUGUUUGGACAAUUCCCUUUAAAAUGUCAUUAGUAAGUACAGAUGAAGAUGAUCAAGGGUGUGCUUUUGCUAUCACGUCUAAAUUGUUUGUGUAUAGCACACUGAAUGAUUGGGACCUUCAGCCCAAACACUGAUAGCAUGGAUGGGUGGGCCAGUAAAAAGCUCAUCUAUUUCAAUGAUGUUAAGGUUAAUAUUUCACAAACCACCAUAGAACUUGUGAAGGACAGUGAAGUUUAAAAAGGCAUUAUGUUUGGGAGAGGAGCGGUAUUUAAUGUUAAGUAGUUUAGCGGCUCUGUGCACAAACCUAUCAGAUAAUAUACAAUGUCCAGACUAAUUUGGUGUGCCAAAAACAAGAACAGCAAACUGCAAAAAAAAUAACCUCCCCUUAUACAUCAAUUUACAAUGCCAAUGUUUUUUUAUUUACUCAAUUUUACUUGUGUUAUUUUAAAGGCAUCGUUUACAAUGGAGGAAUGAGAUUUGUAAUGCUAUGGAGCAAUAAAAAGUUUAAACACA